AAAAACACAAAGGGCCAAAAUCGGGUCUCCUUCUACUGCAAGUUUUUCUACAUUUUUAUGCAUUUUAUCAUCAAAAGUUGCAUUUUUGGACCAAAAAUACAUUCUACAGACACUUUUUCGAACAAACAAUGGCCAUAAAUUGAUGAAAAACGGAAAAAAGUAUUAAUUCAAGCCAUUUUUGACACACAUUUCAGUAUGCAGUAUUAGAAAUCAAUCUCCUUAUUGCACUUCGAUCCAACGGGAACAACGAAAAAAGAGGAAGCAAAAUUUAAAGAGACAAAGACGACAAUUAGCGGAUUGUGGAUUGUGUGAACCUGUUUUGCCCAUAAAAGGAAGUGAACUGGUUUUAUCGCGAACGAUAGACGUGCGACAAGUUGAUUUUUUGUCACUUUUUCGCGAAUUUGGUGUGUGAAGGAGGCAGGACAACGACAAAAAAAUGGGCUACGAUCUGGAGCGGUUUCAGGGCGAAGUUGAUAUUGAGCUAAUUUGUACGAUAUGUUCCGGCGUUCUUCAGGACCCAAUGCAGGCAACGCCGUGCGAACAUGCCUUUUGUCGCGUUUGUCUCGACGCCUGGAUGCAACGACAGCCCACAUGUCCCGUCGAUCGCAACCCCAUUUCCAGUGUCAAUCUCCGUACGGUGCCACGAAUCCUCCGCAACUUGCUUGCACGUCUCAAUAUCAAGUGUGAUAACGAGCCCUACGGUUGCUCGGCGAUCCUGAAGCUCGAAUUGCUGGCGACGCACGUGCAAGAAUGCGAAUUUAACCCUAAAAAGCCGCUUCCGUGCGAAAAGGGAUGCGGCUUAGUCAUUCCAAAGGACGAAUUAAAGGAUCACAAUUGUGUCAAGGAGCUCCGGUUGCUCGUCGAGACGCAACAACAGAAACUUUUCGACCUGAAAUCCGAAGUUACGGACCAAAGUCGCACAAUAAGCGAUCUCAUCAGGGAAUUGACGCUCUUUAAAGACUUUAUGCGGGCGAUGCGCUUGCAAAAUCCAACGAUGCGAGCGAUUGCCGACCAAAUGGAACGCGAUGAAGUCGUGAGAUGGUGCAAUUCGUUGGCACGGGCACGCGUUACAAGAUGGGGCGGUAUGAUAUCGACGCCAGAUGAUGCGUUGCAACUCAUGAUAAAACGCGCGCUGAGCGAAUGCGGAUGCCCGCCACACAUUUUGGAUGAUCUCAUGGAAAAUUGUCACGAACGACGAUGGCCACGAGGGUUGAGUUCCUUAGAAACGCGACAAAAUAACAGGAGAAUUUACGAUAAUUACGUUUGUCGAAGGAUUCCAGGAAAACAAGCCGUUUUGGUAUUACAUUGUGACAACACCCACAUGAGCGACGACGUGAUGGUUGAACCGGGUCUCGUAAUGAUUUUCGCCCAUGGCAUUGAAUAAGGCAAAAAACGACUAAAAAUUAGUCCGAAACAUGUGAUAAAUGUUGGCAAAAAAAAAGAAAUCAAUCGCCCGGAUCUCUCUCUUCUAGCGUGUAGAAAAAAAAAAUUCCGAGGGCCAAAACUCGCUUUAAUAUUUUUUUUUUAUUUAAUUAUGCCAUGAAACGCUUUUUUAUAUUUAAAAUAAUUUAAAAAAAAAUUUAAAGCACAAAAAAUUAUUUUUACAAAAAUUUACUUUGCUUACACUUUAAAAGAAAAAAUUAAUUAAAAUCAAAAUUAUUGUUAAUUUCGUAUUUUUUAUCAUUUUUUAUACAAAAAACUAAAAAAAUAAAAUAAAAUAAAAUAAGA
This is a messenger RNA of Culicoides brevitarsis, 1728 nucleotides long. It is a transcript of the gene elgi, whose product is annotated as E3 ubiquitin-protein ligase NRDP1. Gene Ontology annotation, biological process: protein ubiquitination. The transcript has 4 exons. The record is from RefSeq and is a predicted model, not a curated record. Gene Ontology annotation, molecular function: metal ion binding; ubiquitin protein ligase activity. The coding region runs from base 437 to 1384 and encodes 315 amino acids. Lineage: Eukaryota; Metazoa; Arthropoda; Insecta; Diptera; Ceratopogonidae.